UGGUCGCUGCCGCCGCCACCAUCGGCAGCAGCAGCCACAGCACCAGCGGUCGUUAGCUCGUUUGGGGUCUCCUCCGGUUCGGAUGCGCGGAUUGCCGUCAGUCCUCGUCAUUCUACGCGCCAGAGCGGAAACACAAUUUGCUCCCUAUAGAGUCGCCGUGAUCGUCAACGGUGGUAACGCUACACCAAGUCCUUGUCGGGUGCUGGGCUGCAUAUGCAUUACAGCAGGAUGCCUCCACAGUCGGUCGCGUUGUUCGUAUACUAGCUGCACGCGUGCUUGUUAUUCGCGUAACGUGGGUGUGACAUGGGUUUUACGACUGUGUGCUGCUGCCAAGGGGAAGUGGAGUGAUAACACGGAAAGAGUACCUGUGCGGCGGCCAUGCCUUCGUGUGUGGUUUUGGUGCGAUAAACCCCCGGCCAGUGUGUUUGACCAGUUAAAGUGAUGUGACAAGUGAAUUAAAGUGUGAUUAUCCCAGAGAAAUUAGUGAAAAUGAUCUCAUUCUGCUUUUGAAAUUAUUGUGCUCCGGAGCUGUGAUUUUGUGAUGUGACACUACCUUAUCGAGAGGAUAACUUUUCUACACACCGAUCGCUCGAAGGAUUAUACUGCAUUUCGGAAUUUUUAUAGCACAACUCCAGUUCAGCAAGAUAAAUCAUCAAACAAGUUUUAAGGUCUUGCCACGCGCUGCGCCAUGAAGGAGAAGAGCAAGAAUGCGGCCCGGUCCCGUCGCGAGAAGGAAAAUGCCGAGUUCCUCGAGCUGGCCAAAUUGCUGCCGCUGCCGAGUGCCAUCACGUCGCAGCUCGAUAAGGCUUCCAUCAUUAGACUAACUACCUCGUACCUGAAGAUGCGCCAGGUGUUCCCCGAAGGCCUGGGGGAAGCCUGGGGCUCACAGCACAUACCGACCAACCCCCGUGACAUGGCCAUCAAAGAGCUGGGCUCUCAUCUGCUGCAGACGCUGGAUGGGUUCAUCUUCGUGGUGGCCCCCGACGGCAAGAUAAUGUACAUCUCCGAGACGGCGUCGGUUCACCUGGGCCUCAGCCAGGUGGAGCUGACGGGUAACUCCAUCUACGAGUACAUCCACAACUACGACCAGGACGAGAUGACAUCGGUCCUGUCGCUGCAACCGAACAUUUUUGGACCGCCGGGACCUCCCCCACCUCCGCCUCCACCUCCCCCUACAUUCGCCAAUGCAACCCUGGCCAUCAUAACUCCCCUCCUACCGAAUGUUGAGCCGACCAUCGUCGUCAGUCAAGGACCAACAUCAGACUCACCUCCACAAACCAUGAGUUGUCCCCCCUCGAUAUCUCCCAGCCUUAGUAUACCUCCCACAUCCGUACCGCCGCACCUGGGUCCACCUCCCCAGGUGCCACCUGGGCAUUCGCCCUCGGUCGGUCAAAUUCCCCCACCUCACCUCACCCCAAACAUCCCAUCGACCACGCCGAACCACCUCCAACAGCAGCACCACCACCCGCCUCCUCCGCAGCACCAUCAUCAUCCUCCCCAUCAUCAUCAUCACCAUCACCAUCACCACCAUCAUCAUCCCUUCAACCAGCAGUCGCAAACAAUCGAGAUCGAGCGGACGUUCUUCCUACGGAUGAAGUGCGUGCUGGCGAAGCGGAACGCCGGUCUCACUACUUCCGGAUACAAGGUCAUCCACUGCUCGGGGUACCUGAAGGCCCGCAUCUAUCCCGGUGAUUCGACGUACGGCGACGGGCACAGUUGCAUCCAGAACCUGGGCCUGGUGGCGGUCGGCCACUCGCUACCCCCAUCUGCCAUCACCGAAAUCAAGCUGCACCAGAACAUGUUUAUGUUUCGCGCCAGCAUGGACCUGAAACUGAUCUUCCUCGACGCCAAGGUAGCACAGCUGACUGGAUACGAGCCGCAGGAUCUGAUUGAGAAAACACUGUACCAGUAUAUUCAUGCGUCCGAUAUCCUGCACAUGCGAUAUUCCCACCAAAUACUGAUGUACAAAGGACAAGUAACGACAAAGUACUAUCGAUUUCUGACGAAGGGAGGCGGUUGGACGUGGGUGCAGUCGUAUGCCACCGUGGUGCACAACACGAGAUCGUCCCGGCCGCACUGCAUCGUUAGCGUUAAUUACGUACUAAGCAAACAAGAAGCACACGACUUGCUUCUAAACGAAAUCCAAGGACCAAUGAUUCCCAAACCGGAAAUUAAAACCCCAUUGGCCACCCCGGCAAGCGUCUCCACUCCGAUCUCACCUCCUCAGCACGUCCCGAUGCAACAAAUACAUCAAUCGACGCAACAAUCACCCUCUCAACACCAUCAGCAGCAGCAACAGUCAGCGGCACCCAUUCUCCAACCCCACAAUCCACUGCUGGUGAAGGAGAUGAGCAACUACCUUCAGCUGCAUCAAUUUGAUGAUGAUAACAGCCUCCACCAGAUGGUGCAAGGGAAUAGCGUUCUACAUCCAAAUCCUCAUGGAAACCAUCCAAACAGUCAGGAGUUUGAGCACCAGUACAACAGCCAGGGCAGCUUCAUGAUGGAUUCCAACCAAUCCAUGUCUCAGGGAGGAACGCCCAGCGAAUAUCUGGAUUCGUACUAUGACCCGACGUUCUAUCAAGCGGCAUUCGACCCUCAAGCGGACGGUUCGAACGUGCUGCGACCGUUCUCUGCCAGCUCCAACAGCUGCAGUAGUUCCGAUGGCGAAGCCCAUCUCAAUGCGACCUACAUCCCCAAUACGACCCUGAUCCAACAUCAGCAGCCAUCGUACGACGAAAUCAAUCAGCAUUUCGGACUCAACUGUUUCAACAACAAUGGCAGCAGCAGUAAUGGCAUUGCGUCUGCCAAUGGUCAUCUAAACGGUGGUCUCAGCAGUCACACCCUACAUCACCAGCACAAUGCUGCCAACAACAAUGGAAGCAACAGUGCUGCCACUACCACCACCGCCGCCAUCAACAGUAGUCAUAACAACAACAACAACAACAAUGGCCAUCACGACAAUGGCUUCAUGGAUGAGUACAAAGUAAGCCAACAGCAGCAGCAGCAACAGCAUCACCAUGGCAACGGUCACCACCCCAACAUCGCUCAACAUCACCAACAGCAACAGCAUGUCGUCCCCCAGCAGCAUCCCCACCACGGUCACAACGGGGUGACGACGGGCGGUCCGCAGUACACCAGCGUGAUUGUGGAACCGCAAAACUAUCAUCUGCCGGUCACGCAAAACGAAUUUGUGCACUAGAAGCUGGGGUUUGGGCUUUGUGGAUGGAGUGCUGGGGGAAUUGAAACACAGGAAGAAGCAUAAGACUGCAGGCAGUUGAUAUUGUCUCCCUAGUUGUCUCUCACUCUCUCUAUUUGUCUAAUUUUUAUUUUUCCAAUAAAUAGGAAGUAAGUUUAGUGAAA
Molecule: messenger RNA, 3360 nt
Organism: Aedes albopictus (Asian tiger mosquito)
Lineage: Eukaryota; Metazoa; Arthropoda; Insecta; Diptera; Culicidae
Product: protein single-minded
Exons: 7
Coding region: 689-3199 (836 amino acids)
Biological process (GO): regulation of transcription by RNA polymerase II
Molecular function (GO): RNA polymerase II transcription regulatory region sequence-specific DNA binding; protein dimerization activity; DNA-binding transcription factor activity, RNA polymerase II-specific
Source: RefSeq, a predicted model, not a curated record